Messenger RNA from Stylophora pistillata, 1695 nucleotides. RefSeq lists its product as uncharacterized. NCBI's taxonomy places the organism in Eukaryota, Metazoa, Cnidaria, Anthozoa, Scleractinia, Pocilloporidae. The record is from RefSeq and is a predicted model, not a curated record. Gene Ontology annotation, molecular function: carbohydrate binding.
GAAAGCUCCCCUGGCGCCAGUAUUGAAACAUUUGAGACCAGAGCCAUUUUCAGACCUCACGGUAACGGCAACUGACAGGGCUUAUUUUUCCAUCGGAAACAAAAAGCUUUGUCACAGGUAAUGGGGCUCAAAGGAGGCAUAGGCUGCCUUCUUGCCUUAUUUGCGGGCCUAUUAUGGCUAGAAUCUACGUACUCACAGCAAAUCCUGCCCGAUUGGCCGAAGAUCGGCGACCGUAUAACGCAACCUUUCCUUGACCAGCUCAUGGUCAGUCAGUUGCUCGAACAAAACCUUACCCUCGGUUUCUUCUUGAAAGGACUCAAUGGUCCCCCUGGGCCCCCAGGGCCUCCAGGCGCUCCUGGAGAACCCGGACCUCCAGGAUUAGCCGGACCUGCCGGAACACCCGGUCAUGUGGGUGAAGACGGUGCCCCUGGAGCAACGGGUACAUCCGGGCCACCAGGACCACCUGGACCUCCCGGAAUGCCUGGAGAUAAGGGAGACCCCGGAGAACAGGGAGCCCCCGGUGCUGCUGGUCUUCCCGGUGCCCCCGGUCUACCUGGAGCGCAAGGACCUAUGGGUCCUGCUGGUCCCGAACCAAUUAUGCCGAACUUUACUGUAAUCUGCGAAGGUGAGAAGGGCUGGGUACAAUGCAAACAAUACGAACUCAUCAAGAUCACCAAGGCAUUCUGGGGUCGUGACGACCACGUGACGUGUCCCAAGAUUCCAGCAGGGCUCACAUCCGACAGACUGUGCGAAACAACGGCAGAUAACACUCUGAAAAAAGUAAAUGGACAGUGUAAAAACGAACAAGCCUGUGAAGUGGUGGCUUCAAACAUUUUCUUUGACGACGACACGUGCGGUAACGUAUACAAGUAUUUAAAAAUCUGGUACGAGUGCAUUCCGGAUGAAGCAAACGCCGUGGACGUAUUGAAAGACGGAGGCAAGCGACGACGUCGACGAAAGAAGAAGAGGGCAACAAAAGACAAAAGGUCCUCAAAGGAAUAAGCACAGACUGUAGAAUAACAAAAUUAACUUAAGACUUCUACGUUACUUCAACAGCAACUCGAUUUUCCUGAGGCACUUUAGCUUCGGUGUUCAUCACUUUGCAAAACAUUCUCAUUAACAAAAAAAAAGCAUGCUUACUUGUUAAGCAAAUUUUCGCAUUGAGCAGCAAAACCCACAUGAGUGAGCGGCGUCCGAACACUUUGUGUCAAUAUGUAUGUAUAUUGAAGUUUAACUUUAUUUGAUAAAGAAUGUACCAAUUGAGACCCAAGUCAUUUAGGUGACUGCAUUAGUUUGAUUUAGGAGGGAAAAACCAGAUGUACUGGUUUCAGGGGUGGAGACACGCGGAAUAGCCGCACCCCCUUCCUUCUCAAGUUGUGUUGAUUCGUUUUCUGAACACUCUGUACAAUAUUUUCGGGAAGAAUGUUAAAUUAAAAGAAGCAGGAGACCUGUACAAUAGGCUUGCCAUUCGUUUCGUUAUCGGUAAGUUUGAGCUAAAAUAAAAAGUAUUAACAACGUACCAGACGAAGUUUGGACUAAACAUGCGACUCAGUUUGACAAGUCGCCACGCCUUUGUGUAGUCAAACGUGCUUAUUUUGGUAUGUCAUUUGUGUACGACCUCCAGCAAUGGGCUUGCUUGGAACAUAACUAUGGUCAUGGUUAAACAAAAUGGAAAUAAAUUAGAGGUUUUCUUCA